Arabidopsis lyrata subsp. lyrata is the source of this 1384-nucleotide messenger RNA. RefSeq lists its product as uncharacterized. The transcript is spliced from 2 exons. The coding region runs from base 161 to 1240 and encodes 359 amino acids. The record is from RefSeq and is a predicted model, not a curated record. Lineage: Eukaryota; Viridiplantae; Streptophyta; Magnoliopsida; Brassicales; Brassicaceae.
CAGCCCACAAGUCCCAAAAAAUACUAGACAACAACAGCAUCCACAGGCCUGCACGACGAAGAACAUAAACCUGUAAGCAAAAAACAGAGCGAGAGAUUUCUUACUAACCCUAAUUCUUUAAUUACGUAUUUUAAAGUUGUAUCAUCUACUAGCAACAGCCAUGUCUCUGCUUCUCUCGAAGCUUUCUUCCCUGAAAACCCCUGCACUCAGGCACCUCACCACUAGGUUUUUCUCAACUUCCUUUUCGCAAACGUUUCCAUGUUUCAUCGCCGGUGCUCAACAUUGUGGAUCUACUAUGAGGGAUGGGGAUGUCGGAAAUCUCAAGAUUUAUAAAAAUCCUAGUGAUGGUUAUAUUGUUACGGAGAAGAAGGUACCUAUGAAGUUGGUGGAGGAAAUGGGAACGAUAGGAGCGUCAAACGGUUGGGUUGCUACGUUGAAUGAUGGAGUAGUCUGUCUCCAAGAUGAUCUAAACCCAAAUGCGUCCGAUAUCGAUCCAAAGCGCAUUUCACUGCCUCCUCUUGUUACUCUGCCUCAUUGCCAAACCCAAAUUGUAACCAAUGUGGCCAUGUCUUCCUCUUCUCCUGAGGAUGACGAUUGUGUUGUGGCUAUCAAGUUCUUGGGAUCUCAACUCAGCUUAUGUAGGCCUGCUCGAAGCUCUGAGUGGACCAACAUCAAAAUCACAGACCCGAGUUUCUUCUCUUCGCGUGUCAUGUAUUCCAAGAGAGAUGAGAUGUUCUCCAUGCCCGCUUCAAGAGGCACUUACAUUGGAUCAUGGAGUCUUGGAGAACACGGAGACACCCCAAAGAUUCAAAAGUUGCGGUUUCAAGUGUUUCCCGAGUUGGUGCAGUCGGAGUGGGAGUUUUUGGAUUUGUGUUCCAAGAGCGAACACUUGGUGGAAUCAAGACUCACUGGUGAAACUUUUCUGGUUAAAUGGUACACCAAGAGAUGCAUACGUUGGAAAGGGAGAAUGCUAACGCAGCGUUUCAUGGUAUUCAAAAUAGACGAGGAUGGAAACGUGGUGUUCACUAGUGACAUUGGAGAUCUCUGCAUCUUUCUCUCCGAGGCUGAACCUUUCUGUGUUCGGGCUCCGAAAUCCCCAAACUGCGUGUUUUUCUUGGGUCAUGACUACAGCGGAGUAGUCAAUCUCCGCGACUACUACCCGUCCAUUAAUUGUAGCACUUAUUAUCCUGUCCCUUACUAUAUUCCACCCCAAACUCCACCAAAGUUAGCCUACUACUAGUUAGUUUUGAGCUAAGUCUGAGUCUUUGCUUUUUAUUUAUUAGUCUUCAGUUAUGUUCUUGCUGGAGAAGGAUGUAUCAACACCAACAUUUGAUUUGAAACAACAAUUUGAAUUGUUGAUGGUUUUGACUUUUGAGAUCUAAAA